CGAAACUGCUCUUUUUUUCAUACCAAUUAACUUGGCUUUGAAGCCCUCUCUUUGCUUCUUCAUCUUCCUUCCUUCCUUCUCUCUCUCUGUGCCUUUUAGAUUCUCUAAACUCAUUCCCCCCGCCCUCUCCUAACCCAAACAUCAUUCUUGUUCUCUGUGCUGAGGACACACGCGCGUACACGAGUUAGUCUUCAGAUGGGAUCCUGUGUCUCCUCUUCUCACAACACCAUCAAGACUUCCUCUAAUUCCGCCGCAAAGCUUUCGGCUCUAAUCUCUGAACCUGACACGACAUCCCCCGUUAAGAAUGACAUCAUAAAUCCGGCCACAAUCAAUGGGAACUCUUUCAUAGAUUCCGCUCCUCGGAAUUCCUCAGAGGAGAUCACGUUUUUCGAUUCAAGGGGGUGGCUUGAUUCUGACUGUGAAGAUGAUUUCAUGAGCGUUGAUGGUGAAUUUACGCCGUCACGAGGAACAACACCGGUACAUCACAAAUUCUGUGACCAAACUAAAGCAGAUGAGCAAAAAUAUAAAGAAGAACCGUCUCCAACAGACAACAAGAAGAGACUCAUCGAACUCUUCAAAGAGACGCAGGAUCAAGAUGAGGAUGACGUGGCAGAAGGCAAAGCAAGAGCAUGUCUCUGGCUAAGAACACCGGCCAGAUCUUCUGCACCGGCGACUCCUUAUAAUAAUGAUACAGAAAGACAACAACUCAAGAGAGUGAAAUCGGCGGCUCAAGGCGGCUGCGUUCUGCGUUUGGUUUCUUGUAACAGCUUCACUGAGCGGCGACGGAAGAUGAUGAAUCAUACCCCCGUUCACGUCCAACGCUAAGCCACCCCUCCUCCCUUCCUAAGAAAUCUUAAUUAAACUACUAUAUACGUUUAGCUUCUUAAUUUGUCCCCCCUAGUUUUUUUUUUAACGCUCUGACAAUGUUCUCUUCGUAGCUCAUAAUGCCUUAUUACAUUUGUGUAAUGCAAUGCCAUACAGAAUUUGAAGCUUGAUUCUAAAAUAAUAUAAACUCCAUUCCUAUUCAAUAUAUAA
Molecule: messenger RNA, 1035 nt
Organism: Raphanus sativus (radish)
Lineage: Eukaryota; Viridiplantae; Streptophyta; Magnoliopsida; Brassicales; Brassicaceae
Exons: 3
Coding region: 196-825 (209 amino acids)
Source: RefSeq, a predicted model, not a curated record